AUGUCUCCUAAUGAUGUAUGGAUGAUAUAUUGCAUUGUGGGUGUCAAUAUAAGUGACGGCCAUAUUUGCCGGUGCUGCUACCGCUGUAAACAACCCAAAGUGUCUGGGAGACACAGAGACGCUCCACUGAAUGUCAGGACAUUUUUAUUUCUUGCAUUUGCCAUGUCUCUAGGAAUGUCUUACAAGCCCAACUUGAACGCCCACCUCCCCGGGACUUCCAUCAACCAGGCUGGAAGUGUUCACUCUCCCUCCACAAGUAUGGCAACCUCUGCACAAUACAGACAGCUUAUAAAUGAUUAUGGACCCCCGUCUCUAGGCUAUACACAAGGGAUGCAGGGUACCAGCAGCAGUCAAGUACCACAAAGCAAAUAUGCAGAACUUCUAGCUAUCAUAGAAGAAUUAGGAAAAGAAAUUAGACCUACAUAUGCUGGAAGUAAAAGUGCCAUGGAGAGGCUAAAACGAGGCAUCAUUCAUGCUAGAGGAUUAGUUCGGGAAUGCUUGGCUGAGACUGAACGGAAUGCAAGAUCCUAGCCUACUAAUUAAGUUACAAGAUUUUCCAUCUCUUUAUGAAGAAAAAUGUAAUACUUAUUCCUUUUGAAACAUGCAGAUGAAUCUUUUUAUUUUGAAUGUUUUACCUUUUUUUGCCCUUAUGAAAAUGUACAGUUAAGAAUGAGAAGAUUUUUCAAUUUACUGAGGGUUUGCAUUUUUUUUUAGAAGUUAAACGCCCCAAAUUCUUUCUAAAAGGUUAAGACUAAAACUGCAUGCAGAGGAAUGCUUUCUCUCCCACAGACUAUACUUAAGUUCCUUUCUUAUCCAGCCACAGUCUCAUUCUUUUUAUUUCUUUGACUAUAUUCACUUAACCCCACAUGGUCAAUCUUUCAACCUUUGACAUAAGCUCUAAGGAUUUUUUUUUUUUUUUUUAAAUAACUGCACUGGUAGCAUGUUUUACCUAGUAGUCGGCUAUACUCACAGUUUGCCAUACAGCAUAGACCCUGCUUAGAAAUAACCCUUUUUUUGCAUAAGCAUUUGCAUGAUUGUUAGUGCUUUGGAGUCCAUUUAAAGUGCAUGAGUUAUAAAUACAGAAGAUAGAGCACCUAACAAACAAUAACAAGGUCCCAGAAAACUAAUUUUCACCCUGAGGCUGAAGAUUUCAAUUGUAAGUUUGCCAAAAAAACAAAAUUCUGGAUAAAUUACUAAAACUGUUAUUUGCAUCUUUGUAUGUAUUUAUUACUUGAUGUAAUAAAGCUUAUUUUCA
Messenger RNA from Emys orbicularis (European pond turtle), 1255 nucleotides. It is a transcript of the gene CDK2AP1, whose product is annotated as cyclin dependent kinase 2 associated protein 1. The record is from RefSeq and is a predicted model, not a curated record. NCBI's taxonomy places the organism in Eukaryota, Metazoa, Chordata, Testudines, Emydidae. Bases 1 to 531 code for a protein of 176 amino acids. Gene Ontology annotation, cellular component: cytoplasm; nucleus. The transcript is spliced from 4 exons.